AUGGCGGUUUCUCAUCUCUGCUUCUCAUCUUCUCUGAUAUUCAGCCAGGUUUUUGACUUCUUCGUCCACCUUCUGUUGUUCAUGGAAGCUAGUUCAAGAGAGCUAUUCUUGGAGGAUUUUUUUGCGUUUCGCAAAAGUAGUGUUGCUGCGAGUGGAAAGACAGCUCUCCAAGCUUAUUUGGAUGAAUCUGCGCUAGAUAUGGAUCGCUUUGAAAGUUUGGAUAUUCUCGACUGGUGGAAAGAUAAUACUCACAGGUUUGGUGAUUUACCAGCAAUGGCUUGUGAUCUGCUUAGCAUUCCGAUCACAACAGUGGCUUCAGAAUCUUCCUUUAGCACCGGUUCGAGAGUUCUGAACAAAUACAGGAGCCGUCUACUUCCCAAAAAUGUCCAAGCUCUGAUAUGUAGUAGGAAUUGGCUAAAAGGAUUCGAAGCUUAUGAACAUGAAGGUGAAAUAGUUGGUGAAGAAGAGACAGUACCACGGUCUGAUGAUGAAGUUGAAGAAGAAGAAACUUGA
Messenger RNA from Brassica napus (rape), 513 nucleotides. RefSeq names its product zinc finger BED domain-containing protein DAYSLEEPER-like. The transcript has 3 exons. The record is from RefSeq and is a predicted model, not a curated record. The coding region runs from base 1 to 513 and encodes 170 amino acids. Gene Ontology annotation, molecular function: protein dimerization activity. Lineage: Eukaryota; Viridiplantae; Streptophyta; Magnoliopsida; Brassicales; Brassicaceae.